UUUGAGAUGGCCCGCAAGAAAGUCGGCGGCCAUCCCACCGGCGACCUCGUCGCGGCCACCGUCUCGGCUGCGUUUCCAGGCACUUUGGUGGUCAAUCAGUCCGAAGUGUGUUCGCUUUGGGCAGGCUAUGGCAGUAUCUACCGCGUGAGGUUGAGCUCGGGGGUCUCCGCGAUUGUCAAACACAUCACACCACCUCACGACAGUUCGUCCAUCUCAAACGUCCGUAAGGUUCGAUCUUACGAGGUCGAAGGGUACUUUUACGCCAAUCUCACAGGUGAUGUUGCUGCGAUUCCUCGACUGCCUCGCCCAUAUUCGAUCGUGUCUGCGGACAACUCGUUUUGCUUUGUCCUGGAAGAUCUGUCAGUGGAGUUUCCAAAAAUGUUCCACUCGCUUGGCGGGCCGACACUCCGAGCCGCGCUCACAUGGCUAGCUCAAUUCCACGCAACGUUCUGGAACUGCGACGAUGGCGGAGUGGCCGACGACGGUGGCUACUGGUAUCUGGCCACACGACAAGACGAGUACGAAGCUCUUGGCGGUGACGAUUUGUCCGUUAAGCUCCGCGCCCAUGCGGCUUGGAUUGAUCAGAAAACGCGGGAUCCCCGAUACGAAACCCUUUUGCAUGGAGAUGCCAAGUCUGCGAACAUGCUGUGGCGCGACGAAACGACUUGUGCAUGGGUGGAUUUUCAGUACGUCGGUCGAGGUCUGGGAGCAAAGGACGUGGCGUACUUGCUCUGUUCCAGCAGCAAUCGGUCGGAAGUGGCCAACAAGGCAGACGACCUGUUGCUAUGGUACUUUGGCGAGUUUGAAUCUGCGAUGAUGUUGGCAGGCCACGAUAGCCGCGGCUACACCAUUGACCAGUUCCAAGGACAUUUCGACUGGUGUUUGCUAGACUAUGUUCGAUUCAUGGCCGGGUGGGGGUUCUGGGGCAACUACGAAUGGGCCAUCCAGCGAACCAAGUCGUUGUUAACAGAAUUACAAUGUUAAGAAUUCUAACUCUAGUAGUACGAUUCGGCGUAGAA
Molecule: messenger RNA, 1019 nt
Organism: Aphanomyces astaci
Lineage: Eukaryota; Oomycota; Saprolegniomycetes; Saprolegniales; Verrucalvaceae
Exons: 1
Coding region: 7-984 (325 amino acids)
Source: RefSeq, a predicted model, not a curated record